Messenger RNA from Caenorhabditis angaria, 4859 nucleotides. The record is from the annotation of a GenBank genome assembly. NCBI's taxonomy places the organism in Eukaryota, Metazoa, Nematoda, Chromadorea, Rhabditida, Rhabditidae.
AUGUCGUUGCUCAUCAAAUUUGAGUCGAAAUCCGCGAGAGUGAAAGGUUUGUUUGAUUUUUUGCAGCCAAAUUGAUUUUUCUUGUAAAUAUCACUGUUUUUCAAAAACAAGUGGUUAUUUGAACAUUCACUUUGAUUUUCCAAUUUUCCCGGGAUGAAAUAUAUCAAAAACCCUGUGUUUUCCUCAAAAAAAUGGUUUUUUCCAGGAAUUUCAUUCCACCCGACUCGCCCAUGGGUUCUAACAUCUCUUCACAGCGGUGUUAUUCAAUUGUGGGAUUAUCGAAUGUGUGUACUUCUCGAGAAGUUCGAUGAGCAUGACGGACCAGUUCGAGGAAUCUGUUUCCAUCAAGAACAACCGAUUUUUGUCUCUGGUGGUGAUGAUUACAAGAUCAAAGUGUGGAAUUAUAAGCAGAAACGAUGCAUUUUCACACUUUUAGGACAUUUGGAUUAUAUUCGAACAACAUUUUUCCACAAUAAAUAUCCAUGGAUUAUAUCAGCUUCUGAUGAUCAAACUGUUCGUAUUUGGAAUUGGCAAUCACGAAAUUCUAUUGCUAUUUUAACCGGACAUAAUCAUUAUGUAAUGUGUGCACAAUUUCACCCAACAGAAGAUUUAGUCGCAUCAGCUUCUUUGGAUCAAACUGUUCGAAUUUGGGAUAUUUCAGGAUUGAGAAAGAAACAAAUGCCAGGAGGAGGUGUUCCAACUCGACCAUCUGGUCCACAACAAGCUGAACUAUUUGGACAACCUGAUGCUGUUGUGAAACAUGUUCUUGAAGGACAUGAUCGUGGUGUGAAUUGGGUUGCAUUCCAUCAUCAAAUGCCAAUUCUUGUUUCUGGUUCUGAUGAUAGACAAGUUAAAAUGUGGAGAUAUAAUGAGACAAAAGCUUGGGAAGUUGAUAGUUGUCGAGGACAUUAUAAUAAUGUAUCAUCUGUUUUAUUCCAUCCAAAUUCAGAAUUGAUUCUGUCGAAUUCGGAGGAUAAAAGUAUUCGAGUUUGGGAUAUGCAAAAACGCACAAGCCUUCAUGUUUUCAGGUAAUUUUGAGGUUUUCUGCAGAAAUGGCUCAAAUUCGAGUUGUUUUUUUUUGAAAAAAUCAUUGUAAUUUUUCGUGACAAUCUCCAAAUUCCAAAAUUAUUUUUCAGACACGAAAACGAACGCUUCUGGGUCCUUGCCGCUCAUCCAAGUUUGAAUAUGUUUGCCGCCGGACACGACAACGGAAUGGUCGUUUUCAAAAUUCAAAGAGAACGUCCAGCUUAUUGUGUCAAUGAGAAUCUUGCAUUUUAUGUCAAAGAUAAGCAAUUGAGAAAGCUCGAUUUCACCACAAAGUUAGUUAUAGUUUGGUUUUUUCUCACUGUCAGCUGGUCAUGAUUUUCGAUAUAAUUCAUGUAAUAAUUUAUAUUCAAAGUUUAUGGUCAGCGGGUCUAAAUCUAGCAGAAAAAUGUAAUUUCAUCAAAAUUAAGUGAAUAACCUAAUUAAUUACAGCAAAGAUGUCGCCGUUUGCAAAUUGCGUGCUGCCGCCGCUUUCAUGCAACCAUAUUAUUCGCUCUCCUUCAAUCCAGCUGAAAGCUCAUUUUUGCUCACAAGUCGAUCACAUAAUCGCGAAAUGUGCACUUUUGAUUUGUACAAAGUUCAAGCAAACAGCGAUGGAAAUUCGGAUGCUCAAGCUAUUCGCAGCACUGGAAUUGCUGCACUUUGGGUGGCUAGAAAUCGAUUUGCGGUUUUGGAUAAGGCGCAAAAUGUUAGUGAGAAAACAUUUGAUCCGAACUAAGAAUACAAAAACUCUAAUUUUAACCCUGACUUUUCCAGGUUUCUCUCCGCGAUUUGGCUAACAAAGAGCUCCGAAAACUCGAAAACAUCAACACAGCCGUCGAUGAUAUUUUCUACGCUGGAACUGGUAUGAUUCUUCUCAAAAACGAGGAUGGUCUUCAAUUAUUCGAUGUUCAACAAAAAAUUGUGACCGCUUCAGUGAAAGCGAGCAAAGUUCGUUAUGUUAUUUGGAGCAAAUCCAUGGAAUAUGCUGCCCUUCUCUCUAAACAUACCCUAACUCUUGUUAAUCGCAAAUUGGAAAUUCUCUGCACUCAACAAGAAUCAACUCGUGUUAAAAGUGGUGCUUGGGAUGAUGAUUCAGUGUUUUUGUAUACAACAAGUAAUCAUAUCAAAUAUGCGAUAACUUCGGGAGAUUGUGGAAUUGUUCGAACUUUGGAUUUGCCUUUGUAUAUUUUAGCGGUUCGUGGUGCAACUUUGUAUUGUUUGAAUCGUGAAGCGACACCUGUUGAAGUUCCAAUUGAUACUGCUGAUUAUAAAUUCAAGUUAGCAUUGAUUAAUCGAAGAAUUGAUGAAGUUGUGAAUAUGGUGAAAUCGGCUAAUCUUGUUGGACAAUCUAUCAUCGGAUAUUUGGAGAAAAAAGGUUAUCCCGAAAUUGCCCUUCAUUUUGUGAAAGAUGAAAAGACUAGAUUUGGUUUGGCGUUGGAAUGUGGAAAUCUUGAAGUUGCUUUGGAGGCAGCCAAAAGAUUGGAUGAAACUGCGGUUUGGGAAGCAUUGGGAGAAGCUGCACUUUUACAAGGAAAUCAUCAAAUUGUUGAGAUGAGUUAUCAAAGAACGAAGAAUUUCGAGAAAUUAUCCUUCUUAUAUUUUGUUACUGGAAAUACGGAUAAACUUGUGAAAAUGAUGAGAAUUGCACAAGCAAGAAAUGAUUCGGAUGGACAUUUCAACACUGCUCUGUAUGUUGGAGAUGUUGAGGAAAGAAUCAAGGUUCUUCGAGGAUGCGGACAGACAAGUCUAGCUUAUUUGGCUGCUGCAACACAUGGAUUUGAAGGAGAAGCUGAAGAAUUGAAGGGAGAAUUGGAGAGUAAACAACAAGCGAUUCCACCGGUUGAUGCGAAUGCAAGAUUGUUGGCGCCGCCUCCGCCAGUUUGUAAAUUGGAGGAAAAUUGGCCAUUAUUGGCGUCGGCUCGUGGAGCAUUUGAUGCGCAAUUAUUGGGACUUGGAGGAGGUGUUGGUGGAGGAGCUGCGGCGAAAACUGGAGGAGUUAAACCAGCUGCUGCUGCAUUUGCUGCUAUUGAGGAUGAUGUGAGUUUUGGGCCUAAUUUUUCCAGUGGAAAAUCUAACAUUUCCUUGAAAGAUUUUCUUCUGUAAUUUUGGUCGAAAAAAUGAUGAUUUUGAGCAAUUUCUCUUCAUUUUGGAUAUAAAUUAGUUAUUCUAAAUUCCAUGCAAAAAAAUUGGAUUUUGAUGCUUCGAUUCUAGAAAAUCACAGGGUUUUGAAAAAUAUGAGCUGAAAAUCACAAAAUUGAAAGAUAAACCUAGAUUUCUCCAACUUUGACCUGAAGUUUCAGAGCUAUCUCGCUUCACCUCAAAAAUUCCAUUUUUUUUACAGGAUGUUGAUGGUGGAGCCGAUGGUGCUUGGGGAGACGAUGAAUAUUUGGUUGGUGAAGACGGAGAACCUGAAUUUGAUGAAGGUGAAGGUGGAAGUGCUGGAAUUGGUGAAGACGACGAAGAAGGCGGUUGGGAUGUUGAUGAUGAUUUGGCAAUUCCUGACAUCGCUGAAGAUGGCACUGGAAAUGGUGAAGAAGAUGAAGAAGUUGUCCCAAAUGCCGCUCCAGCAGUUUCUUCCGAAUGGCCAAAUGCAUCUCGUCUUGUUGCUGAUCAUGUUGCUGCUGGUUCAUUCGAAACUGCCAUCAAAUUGUUGCGCGACACAAUUGGUGUCAUCGAUGCUGCUCCAUUCAAAGAAGUGUUUUUGCGAGUUUAUGGAACUUCGAGAUUAUCGCAUCGUGGAUGGGGAGGAUUGGGACCAGCUGGACCAAUUUAUAUUCAUCCGAUUCGAAAUUAUCAAGAAGAGAAGAAUCAUUUACCAGUUGUUGCCAUCAAAUUAUCACUUUUGGCAAAGAAAUUGCAAAAGUCUUAUCAAUUAACAACUUCUGGAAAAUUCGGAGAUGCGAUCGUAAAAUUGAGAGAAAUCUUGCUAUCUGUUCCACUUUUGGUUGUAUCAUCGAAACAAGAAGUAGCAGAAGCCGAACAACUUAUUGCAAUUACUCGAGAAUAUUUGGCAGCUUUGCUCUUGGAAAUUCAUCGAAAAGAUGCGCCAAAAGCAACUCCAGCGGAUUUGAAAAGAAAUGCCGAAUUGGCUGCAUAUUUCACACAUUUCGAUUUGCAACCAAUGCAUCGAAUUUUGACUCUCAGAGCUGCUAUUAAUACAUUCUUCAAGAUGAAGCAAAUGAGAACUUGCGCUUCGCUGUGCAAGAGAUUAUUGGAAUUGGCUCCAAAACCUGAAGUUGCUGCACAGAUAAGAAAAGUAUUGGUGGCUGCUGAGAAGGAUAAUACCGAUGCGAAUCAGGUAAAUUUUUAAAAUAAUAUGGGAAAAGGGUGUUUGAAACAUGAAUCCUAUGAAAAUAUCCCUGAAAAUAUCUAGCUGAAAUCGUCUGAAACAAAACGAAAAGUUCGGAAUUUGAAAGUAUGACCAAAGUUUAUUGAUUUUUUGAGAAAAAGUCGGAUUGUUUCUGAAUUUUCAGAAUUAAAUUUUUUUCGAUUAUUGUGAAAUUUUUAACUAGAACAAUUCAUCAGAAAACUCCGAAUUUCAAAAUUUUUAUCUGAAAAAUCAUAACAAUUUUAGAUCUGCAAUUAUUGAUUUGAAAAUUUUUUCUCCAAAAUUUCAUUAUUUUUUUUUCCAGUUCCUCUACGACGAGCAUAAUCCAUUCGUCAUUUGCUCUCGCAAUUUCGUUCCAUUAUACCGUGGUCGACCAUUAUGCAAAUGCUCAUUCUGUGGAGCAUCGUAUUCCGAAGGUUUGGAAGGCGAAUUGUGCGAUGUUUGCCAAGUGUCCGAAAUUGGAAAAAAUGUUUUGGGAUUGAGAAUUUCGACAUUGAAAAAUUAA